Messenger RNA from Quercus robur (English oak), 948 nucleotides. Its product is annotated as B3 domain-containing transcription factor VRN1-like. The record is from RefSeq and is a predicted model, not a curated record. The coding region runs from base 1 to 948 and encodes 315 amino acids. NCBI's taxonomy places the organism in Eukaryota, Viridiplantae, Streptophyta, Magnoliopsida, Fagales, Fagaceae. The transcript has 3 exons. Gene Ontology annotation, molecular function: DNA binding.
AUGACAAAGACUCGUAAGAGUAGAGUAGUGCACAACUGGAAUUGUGAUCAACCGCCAUCAAGUUCUAUGGCUGGAAGGGCCAGGACACCCUCUAGCUUCUUCAAGAUCAUACUCCCCUCCACUAUUCAAGACAUGAAACUGAGGAUCCCUGAAAAAUUUGUGAAAGAAUAUGGGGAUGAGCUAUCCACUUUUGCUACACUCACUGUUCCCAAUGGUGAUAUUUGGCAAGUGGGGUUGGAGAAAUCUGACAUGAACAUUUUGUUUUGUGAUGGUUGGAGGGAUCUUGUUGAAUACUAUUCUAUUUGUUAUUGGUACCUUUUAGUCUUCAGAUAUGAAGGAUAUUCUAAUUUCUAUGUUCAUAUAUUUGAUAAGACUGCCACUGAGAUUCAAUAUCCACCAAGCAAGAAUAGUAAAUUGGAAGAUCAGGUUGACAUAAUUGAUUUAGAUGAUACAAACACAUCAGGCCAUGACAUGUUGAAUGAAAAUGAAAUGUCUAACUCAGUUGAGUUGCCCACAAAACAUAAAGAAGUGAGAGAAAAGCUUCUAGGGAGAAAAAUUUCUGGCAUGUCUUCAAAAGGGAAACUCAUGAUGUCCAGAGGAAAAGAGAGAGCAAUCCAAGCAGCAAGAAUGUUAAAGCCUAAAAAUGCUUCUUUCGUGGGCAUCAUGCCACCUUCUUAUUAUAUGUAUCUGCCUGGUGAAUUUUCUAUGAAUAUUGGUCAGAAUCAAAUUGUCACACUUCAGACUCCAAAUGGAAAACAAUGGUGUGUCUGGUGCUAUUAUUACAAUCCUCCAUCUUUAACAAUGAGAAUGGGGAAGGGAUGGGCUGCAUUUUUCAGGGACAAUAAUUUAGAAGAAGGGGAUGUCUGUGUCUUUGAGGUGAUAAAGGGGAAGCCUGUUGUGCUUAGUGUCACAAUAUUUCAUGUUGUGGACCAUCAAAGUUCAGACUAG